AUGGCUUUUACGAAUUACAGCAGUCUGAAUCGAGCUCAGCUAACCUUUGAGUAUCUCCAUACAAAUUCAACUACUCAUGAAUUCUUGUUUGGUGCCCUUGCAGAACUGGUUGAUAAUGCAAGAGAUGCUGAUGCCACCAGAAUAGAUAUUUAUGCAGAGAAAAGAGAAGACCUUCAAGGAGGAUUCAUGCUUUGCUUUUUGGAUGAUGGCGCAGGAAUGGAUUCCAGUGAUGCUGCCAGUGUGAUCCAGUUUGGGAAAUCGGCUAAGCGAACGCCUGAGUCCACCCAGAUUGGGCAGUAUGGGAAUGGGCUAAAAUCGGGCUCAAUGCGAAUUGGGAAGGAUUUUAUCCUUUUCACCAAGAAGGAAGACACUAUGACCUGCCUCUUUCUGUCUCGCACCUUUCAUGAGGAGGAAGGCAUUGAUGAAGUGAUUGUCCCAUUGCCCACCUGGAAUGCCAAGACCCGAGAGCCAAUCACAGACAAUGUGGAGAAGUUUGCUAUUGAGACAGAACUCAUCUAUAAGUACUCCCCAUUUCACAAUGAAGAAGAUGUGAUGUCCCAGUUCAUGAAGAUUACUGGGGAUAGUGGAACAUUAGUGAUUAUCUUUAAUCUCAAACUCAUGGAUAAUGGACAGCCGGAGCUAGACAUAAUCUCAAAUCCAAGAGACAUCCAGAUGGCAGAGACCUCCCCAGAGGGCACGAAGCCUGAGCGGCACUCAUUCCGUGCCUAUGCUGCUGUUCUGUAUAUUGAUCCCCGGAUGAGGAUCUUCAUUCACGGACACAAGGUGCAGACCAAGAGGCUCUCCUGCUGCCUUUACAAGCCCAGGAUGUACAAGUAUACGUCGAGCCGUUUCAAGACCCGAGCAGAGCAGGAGGUGAAGAAAGCGGAACAUGUGGCGCGAAUUGCUGAAGACAAGGCACGGGAGGCGGAAAGUAAAGCUCGGGCUUUAGAACUACGCCUAGGUGGAGACCUCACACGGGACUCCAGGGUGAUGUUGCGGCAGGUGCAGAACACAGCCAUCACUCUGCGCAGGGAGGCUGAUGUCAAGAAGCGGAUCAAGGAUGCCAAGCAGAGAGCACUUAAAGAACCUAAAGAACUGAAUUUCAUUUUUGGGGUCAAUAUUGAACACCGAGACUUGGAUGGCAUGUUUAUCUACAACUGUAGCCGCCUGAUCAAGAUGUAUGAAAAAGUGGGCCCACAAUUAGAAGGGGGCAUGGCAUGUGGUGGAGUUGUUGGGGUCGUUGAUGUGCCCUACCUGGUCCUGGAGCCUACACACAACAAGCAAGACUUUGCUGAUGCGAAGGAGUACAGACACCUGCUAAAGGCGAUGGGGGAGCACCUGGCACAGUACUGGAAGGACAUCGCCAUUGCUCAGCGGGGAAUUAUCAAGUUCUGGGAUGAGUUUGGCUACCUCUCUGCCAACUGGAACCAGCCCCCAUCCAGUGAGCUGCGUUACAAACGCCGAAGAGCUAUGGAAAUUCCGACUACCAUCCAGUGUGAUUUAUGUCUGAAAUGGCGGACCCUCCCCUUCCAGCUGAGUUCUGUGGAGAAAGAUUAUCCUGACACCUGGGUUUGUUCCAUGAACCCUGAUCCUGAGCAGGACCGGUGUGAGGCUUCUGAGCAGAAGCAGAAGGUUCCCCUGGGAACAUUCAGAAAGGACCUGAAGACACAGGAAGAGAAGCAGAAGCAGCUGACGGAGAAAAUUCGCCAACAGCAGGAGAAGCUGGAGGCCCUUCAGAAAACCACACCCAUCCGUUCCCAAGCUGAUCUGAAGAAAUUACCCUUGAAGGUGACUACCAGACCUGCCCCUGAGGAACCUGCACGUAGACUGCAGCGUCCUCGCUCACCCCCUUUACCUGCUGUGAUCAAGAAUGCCCCAAGCAGACCUCCACCCUCUCCAACUCUUCGGCCAGCCAGCCAGCUGCGGAAAGCUUCUGUUGUCAGCAGUGCCCCCAAGCCUCCUGCCUUGACAGCCCAGGAGGAAGCCAGCACAUCCAAGCUGCUGCCACCCAGGGCCCCCCGAAAGGCUGCAAACACUCCAGUCAGGGCUGUGCCCACCCCUCUAGUGCAGCCACCAUUGCCAUCUCUACUGCCCAACUCCAAGAUCCCUCAGGAGAUCCCUGUCCCCAGGGCCAUUAAGUCUCCAGUGGUCAAGAAGCCAGAGCUGCCCAAUAAACUCUCUCCGGCUACCCCUGGCCGGAAGCGCAGUUUUGGUGUGGCCGAUGAGGAAGAGGCUGAGGAAGAAUCUGAGAGGAAGAAGGAGAGGUCCAAACGGGGCAAGUUAACCGUGAAGGAGGAAAAGAAGGACUCAAAUGAGCUCUCAGACAGUGCUGGCGAAGAGGACCCAGCUGAUCUCAAGAGGGCUCAGAGAGAUAAGGGGCUGCAUGUGGAGGUCCGUGUGAACAGGGAAUGGUACACAGGCCGUGUCACAGCCGUGGAGGUGGGCAAGCACGUGGUGCGGUGGAAAGUGAAGUUUGACUAUGUGCCCACAGAUACGACACCUAGAGACCGCUGGGUGGAGAAAGGCAGUGAGGACGUGCGGCUUAUGAAACCCCCUUCGCCGGAGUAUCAGAGCCCCGACACACAGCAAGAGGGUGGGGAGGAAGAGGUGGUGGUGGCAGUGGUCCCUCAGGCAGUAGCCACAGUGGAGCCCCCCUCCACUUCUGACUGCAUCCGAAUUGAGCCGGACACCACCGCCCCCAGCACCAACCAUGAAACCAUUGACCUGCUCGUCCAGAUCCUUCGGAAUUGUUUACGGUACUUUCUGCCUCCGAGUUUCCCCAUCUCCAAGAAGGAGCUGAGUUCUAUGAGUUCAGAUGAGCUAAUAUCAUUUCCUUUGAAAGAAUACUUCAAACAGUAUGAAGUGGGGCUCCAGAAUCUGUGCCACUCCUACCAGAGCCGAGCUGACUCACGGGCCAAGGUCUCCGAGGAGAAACUGCGUAACUCAGAGAGGAAACUCCGUGAGACAAAGGAGAAGCUGCAGAAGCUGAGGACCAACAUCGUGGCACUCCUGCAGAAGGUGCAGGAGGACAUAGACAUCAACACUGACGACGAGCUGGAUGCCUACAUUGAGGACCUCAUCACCAAGGGGGACUAAGGGGCGAGCCACCUGCCCCUGCCCUGCCUGCCCCUUAAGGAGCAUCUGCCAGGGGGUAGUGUUUUGUUUACGGGCUAGUGGACUUACCUUGGUUUGACUAACAUGGGACAUUUGUGCUUUCGGAGGGAAAAAUACUCUUAAUUCUUCGAAUCUGCCUCCCUACGUUUAUAAAUAUUUAUUUUUUAAAAGAAA
Molecule: messenger RNA, 3288 nt
Organism: Chrysochloris asiatica (Cape golden mole)
Lineage: Eukaryota; Metazoa; Chordata; Mammalia; Afrosoricida; Chrysochloridae
Gene: MORC2
Product: MORC family CW-type zinc finger 2
Exons: 26
Coding region: 1-3096 (1031 amino acids)
Cellular component (GO): nucleus
Molecular function (GO): zinc ion binding
Source: RefSeq, a predicted model, not a curated record